ACGUCACAAUUUCAAAAGUUCUGACAACUAAACGGUUUUGUUUGUUUCAUGAGAGUUUAUUUUUGUUUUCUUGUAAUUAUUUGAAAGUAAUAUAAUAAUCAAUGGCUUAAUUUCGCUGAAUUGUGCUGUGUUAUUGUUAAUAUUGUUUGUGUAACCUUCAAAAUAAGAUAAUAAAACGGCGAAAUAAUGCCGAAAACGAAGAUUCCUUCGCCAGCACGAUCGCAGGGAGCUACGACUCCAAAACGUAAGAAGUCGCGAGGCAGUCGCAGUGUAUGCUCUCCAGCAUUAUCUACGGCCUCAGGAAGACUGACUUCCCUCAUAGACCAGUUCAAAGAGAAGAAUAUGGAGUCUUUUGCCCUGUCUCCGUUGAAUAGAAGAUCCAUAUUGAAUGAUGAUACUGCUAUUGAAGAACCACGGCGACAAAGUUGGUGGAAAAAGUUGAAAGAGGAUUCUCACGAAAUAAUGGAAGUGUUGGAGGAAAAUAAGGUUGCUGAUAGUGGCAACAAUGCUAUUGAGGAGCUCAUUGAUAUUGAAGUCUUGAGCCAAGAGAAGAAAGAGUACACCCUUGAUUUACCAGAGAGUAGCGACAACGAAUCAAUAAACAGCAUAGUGUUACCACAACGGAAACUAUUUACACAGAAAGAGAACAAACCACAAAAGAAGUUUGGCCAAUUCAGUGACAACCGAGAAACAUUGGCCAAACUACAUAAAACCAAUACACAAGGUGAUAAAACCGUAAAUGUUGGAACUAGAGAGUUGUUUCAAAAUGCAAAAAGGUCCAAACCAAUAUUCCCUGCCGCCUUACUCAAUAUAUCUCCUAACAAAACUGCUAUGGACAAAACUAAGGAAAACAUACUACCAGAGCCCAAAGUCAGAAAUAUCUUUGGCAACCGACCAGCAAAUAAAAGGAAGAAUAUGUUUGCCGACUUCGUUGUGUCUGAGAGUGAGGAUGAAAUACCUGAGUUACAGCCUCGAGUGUUUGGCUUUCAAAAGAAACUGGAACAGCGACGAAUUAGUUCUAUCUCUAAAGGGAGAGAAGGAUCCCCAGCAUCAAGCAUCACUACUGAUAUGGAAAUGGAUGAUUGGAAGCUUUUACCAUCCUCAACAAUGGUCGAAAAUCAACUGGAAGACAUAGUGGCUGGUCACACACCGAAACGGGCAAGGCUCAGUAAAUUAUCUGAAGCUAAAGAAUCUGAAGCAGGAACUCUACAAACAAAUACUACUGGUGACAAAACUAAAUCGUCUAAUAAAUCUAUUAUGUCUAAAAAUAAAUCCAAGUCUUCACCAGAUAUGAAAGAUAAAUCUUUAAACAGCUCCAGAACUACGAGAAGUAUGUUGAAAAAUGCUUCGAAACUUGAAGAGAAAACUGAACCUAAACAAGAUACCAAAACUCAGAGUAAAAUAUCUACCAAAGAUAAUGAAUUAGAUGUGAGCUCGUCCAAAGCAACUAAACAAAAUACCUCAAUGAACAAAUCUCUACGACUGAAUAAAAGCAGAACAAGAAACAGUUCGAAAUUAAAUGAGGAAGAAAUGGAAACUGAUGAAAAUGUCGUUAAAAAUGCUAUUAACGAUGCAACACGAGUGAUAAGCAAGAAUGCUUCAAGUGCUACAGUCGCUAGUAAAAGCAUAAAUGAAAAGGAACGCACAAUAACUCUUAAAGUACAUGAUAAAGCAAGUGAAACUGGUUCUAAUAAGGAAGAAGAUGAGAAUAACUUCGUCUUACAAUAUGAAGACGAAAUCAUAGAAGAAGCAACCAACCACAAUGAAAUUAACGAAAACAAAACCAGUAAAAUCAAAAACAGAAAUACCAUUGUUAUAGAAAAGGAUCAAGAAACCGACGUCAAUGAAUCAAAGAGUAACAAAUCCGUACAAAAAGAAUCCAAACAAGCUAAAACAGUUGAAGAAUCUGUUGAAUCACAGAAUGAACAAUCUGGAAAUGAUAAUAUUGAUGGUAAUGAAGUAGAAGAGCUCGCGAUUGAAGAAAAUCAUGAGAGUGACGAUGGAGAGAAAAUCAGUCGUGAAUUGAAUGAAGAAUCAAAUAAUAGCGAAGGGAAUGAUGAAAGAAAUGUAACUGAAGAUAAUGAAGAUCAAGAAAAUGACGAAGAAAUGAAUGAAAGUCAAGAACAUGACGAAGAAAUUAAUUUAAGUCAAGAAAGCAAUAGAGAUGAAGCCGUUUUAAGCAGAGUUGAUGAAGAAAAUGAAAGUGAAGUUAAUGAGGAGAAUGAAAACGAAGAUGAUGUCAAUGAAAGCAACGAAAGUGAAGAACAAAAUGAGAGUCAAGAAGUCGAAGCAGAGGUUGAUGAAAGCCAAGAAAUAGAAGAACAAAACGAAAGCCAAGAAAUUGAGAAUGAAGCUAAUGAAAGCCAAGAAGUGAAUGAAGAGGCUGACGAUAGCAAAGUUGAAGAAAAUGCUUCAGAAGACGAAGAAGAAAACCAAGAAGUUGAGAAUGAUGAAGAAGAGGAGAAUGUAGAGGAAAGUCAAGAAGUAGAUAAUGAAGAGAGCCAGGAAAUAGAAAAUCAAGAUGUAGAACAUGAAGUAAGUCAAGAAUCAGAACAGGAGGUUAGUCAAGAAGUUGAGAAUGAGGAAGAAAAUGAAGAGGAGAAUGAUGAGGAAGACCAAGAAGUUGAACAGGACGUAGAAAAUCAGAGUGAGGAUGAUAUAGAGGACCAAGUAGAGGAUCAAAGUCAAGAGGUUGAGAAUGACGAAGAAAAUGAUGAAGAGGAAAACGAAGAAAGCCAAGAGAUAGAGAACGAUGAAGAAAAUCAAGCAGAAAGUGAGGCUGAAGUAAACGAAAGUCAAGAAAUCGAAAAUGAUCAAGAAAUGGAUGACAGUGACGAAGCUGAUAGAGCUAUCGCUAGUGAUCCGGAGAUUUCUGAUCAAGACGACAAUGGUGCUGAUGAAAUGGAAGUUGAUGAUGAUGACAACAAUGAGCAAGAAUCGGAAAAUGAAGAAGAAACUGAAGGAAAUCAAGAAGAGAGUCAAGAAGAACAACAGGAACCAAGCGCAGAAGAAAUAGAAGAAUCACCAAAUGUAACACACGAUACCACAGGCAGACAUAGACAGAAAGUACUCAAAUCACCUGAAGCUAUCCUGCACGAUAAGACCAACCAAAUGGACUCAUUCACAGCCAAAGGCCGCAACACUAGUAUAAGAAAAACAAAAAGCAUGAUCAAGAAUCUUAACAUCAGACCGAGUUUAGCUCCUCAAAGGGACAGUUUAGCCUUCUCUGAUGGGACAAGAGACUCAAGCGCUGAAGGAUCAGGUUGGGAUUCCCAUAGAACAACCAGAAAAACGCUGCGACAAACGUUUGGAAAAGAUUUCACUCCUAGAAAGUCUCUUAGAGCACUAGUCAUGGAGAAAUCAGCUAAAAGACAAACGGAACAUAUGGAUCUCCAUUCUGAAACUUCGAAAUAUCCUCAAGCUAAUUCUACGGAGUUGCCGGAGGACUCCAAUGGUCAUGUUGAAGAUUUCGUGGAGUCUGACCAUGAAGUGUCGAGACGAACGCGGCAGACGACCUUGGAAACGUAUUUACAGAAGAUCAAACAAAAAAAUCUUGAGAAUAAAGUUAAAAUGGAAGAGUUAGUGCGGAAUUCACUGAAAGCACCGGCAAGGGACACAUUAAGCCUCUUCAAAGUACCAAACAAGCCAGCGCCGCGUCGCUUGAAGCCCACACAAAAUAAACCUAGAACACAAGUGAAGGCAAUCACAGCGUUCGGCGAAUUACCUACGGAAGUCAUCGAGGAUAUGAAAUACAAACCACCGAAGAGAUUCCAACCAACAAACGCGUCCUGGAUCACCAAGAGACUGUACAAGUUCUUGGAAACUAAAUUGGAGCCCAAGUACGACUACAAAGCCCGCGUGCGCGCAGAGAAGCUAGUUGAGACGAUAUACCACUUCGCGAAGGACCUGCGGCGACACGACGUGGCACCAACGGACGCGGUCGACGUACUAAAGCAUGAGCUAGCGAGGCUCGAAGUGGUACAAACGCACUUUGAGUUCUACGAAUUCUUCCACGAGUUCAUGCCGAGAGAAGUUCGUGUUAAGGUGGUUCCGGAUAUCGUGAACAAAAUACCUCUGCCCAGGCACGGAGUAUUCUCAGACAUACUAAGAGGGAACAAUGUACAAGGAUAGCAGUAUUUUCCUUAAUAAUAUUGUUUAAGAUGAGUUUGUUAAUUAUGG
Molecule: messenger RNA, 4179 nt
Organism: Spodoptera frugiperda (fall armyworm)
Lineage: Eukaryota; Metazoa; Arthropoda; Insecta; Lepidoptera; Noctuidae
Product: putative leucine-rich repeat-containing protein DDB_G0290503
Exons: 7
Coding region: 187-4131 (1314 amino acids)
Source: RefSeq, a predicted model, not a curated record